Molecule: messenger RNA, 1011 nt
Organism: Phytomonas sp. Hart1
Lineage: Eukaryota; Euglenozoa; Kinetoplastea; Trypanosomatida; Trypanosomatidae
Source: the annotation of a GenBank genome assembly
AAACAUCUAUCGUCUAAAACCCCAGACCCUUUCCCUAAACAACAGUAGAUCAUAGAUAUUUCCAAUUUCACACGCAAUGGACUCGGAUAAAUACGACAAAAUACCACUACAGCCGGAUCAUUGGGAUUUUUUUGAGCUUCCACCAUUCUUUACGCAACAGCCAGCACCGCUUUCGCUGGAGCGUCAAAUAACACUAUGGAGUUCUCUUAUUCUUGAUCACGCGGCCUACCACGCCAAACGGCUGUCUUUAGGAGUUUGCCCUGUUUUACGUUGUUACAGUGUUAACAGCGAUAUUUUUCACAACCCCGGCAUCCGACGACGCCUUUCUCCCGUAGGUGCACGCGUUAUGCUAGAAGGUCUUGCCGCGCAGCACUCCAACCAUUGCGCCGUGCUCGAUGAGGAUGCCGAUGACUUCACGGUUCUAGUCGCGACGAACAAAGGUGGCUUCUCGGAAUUGGAGCAGUCGCUGUCAUCUUGGUUGCUUGAGGCAGGCCAGGGUACGACCUUAGCCAUGCUUGAGGAGAAAGGUGCCGUCAUGACGUUUGAUGAACUAGCAGAAAAUAAAUGCUUGGAAUACAAACUCAAACCCAUUUUUUUUCUAGAUUGCUCUUCAGAAAAGGUACCUAUUGAUGAUGUUGGGGCUUUAAACGCUGAAAUGGCCAUUCGGAGUUUCCUAGAAGUGUUGGCUAAGAACCCCAACAUUCUGUUGCGACCCUUGAGAAUCACAUUAUUUAACUUAGACGGCAGUAAUAAGAAACCAUACCAAGGUGUUAAGUUCGGUGGUUAAGCGAUGUGUAUUCUAACCAUUUUUUUCUCGCUUUCUCUUCCCAUCCUUUGGGAGACGUUGUUAGCAGAUACCUUGAAAGGCACACUUUCUUUUUUGAGUCUGAGUGAAAUUAAUUUUUAGAGUUGGUGCUCUCUUUUUGAAUUUGGGGUAAGAUGUGCUCUAUUGCUGUCGUCAACGAUGCAUGUAUAUAUAUGUUACAUAUAUAUACAUAUAUAUAUAUAUAA